Dentiscutata erythropus is the source of this 143-nucleotide messenger RNA. The record is from the annotation of a GenBank genome assembly. Lineage: Eukaryota; Fungi; Glomeromycota; Glomeromycetes; Diversisporales; Gigasporaceae.
AUGACUUACCAGGAUAACAAGAAACAUGAAGAUUAUCACAAUUGUGAUUAUGGUCGUAGUGCUUACUUUUCAUUUCUCCCUGAUAUAAUCGUGCGACUUAUAACACCUUUGAUGCAGAUUCAACCAUUGAUAUAUCAAAAAUG